Molecule: messenger RNA, 711 nt
Organism: Penicillium cinerascens
Lineage: Eukaryota; Fungi; Ascomycota; Eurotiomycetes; Eurotiales; Aspergillaceae
Product: secondary metabolism biosynthetic enzyme
Exons: 4
Coding region: 1-711 (236 amino acids)
Source: RefSeq, a predicted model, not a curated record
AUGCAGAUCCCGAAAACCCACAAGGCCGUGGGUUAUGACAAACCGGGCGAUAUUAUCAUUCGCGCUACUGAAUUGAAUACUCCAGCCCCGGGUCUGAGUAAAAUUCUGGUCAAGAUAUAUGUCAAGCUGCUGGCUGCCAUUUGUACUCAUUCUGGAGUAUGUCAUUCCGACCUUAGCCCCAUGACUAAUAAAGUAAAUUUUCCAUUCGCUUGUCCUAGACAAAUCUGCGUUGACGCUUAUUUCUUUUUCCUUCCUAACUUCAUCGCGUCAUUAGUGGAGUUAGCGCUCGUGAAAAGCGGGCAGGUUGGUGGUCAAGAAGGCGUGGGCGUUGUGGCUCAACUGGGCCCGUUUAACCGCGUAGGCUUCAGGUGGGUCGCGUCCAUUUCUGGCAACUGCACGCCAUGCUUGACCGAUGCAGACGAGGUGUCCGGCUAUACGCCUGAGGUGGUGUUACGGUUUCCUCGGACCUCAAAAAGAGCAGGGCCCGAGCUAGGGAUUAGGUGGCCAUUGCUUGGGCUGGCGGUGAGACCGAAAGAAUCCUUUGUCAAGGAAUGUUGCGCUGAGGCUUUCAUAGACAUCACCAAGUCAUCCACAGGAAGCAGGGGGAUUAAAGAUCAAAUCCUGACAAUCGUUGGCGGUAUUGGUGCCACAGCAGCUAUAGUGUGUAGCACCAAUAACGCUGCAUAUCCGCUGAGCUUUAAGGAAGUAUAA